Messenger RNA from Brienomyrus brachyistius, 2771 nucleotides. RefSeq names its product lysophosphatidylcholine acyltransferase 3 (gene lpcat3). The record is from RefSeq and is a predicted model, not a curated record. The coding region runs from base 294 to 1691 and encodes 465 amino acids. Lineage: Eukaryota; Metazoa; Chordata; Actinopteri; Osteoglossiformes; Mormyridae. Gene Ontology annotation, biological process: phosphatidylcholine biosynthetic process; lipid modification. The transcript is spliced from 15 exons. Gene Ontology annotation, cellular component: membrane. Gene Ontology annotation, molecular function: lysophospholipid acyltransferase activity; 1-acylglycerophosphocholine O-acyltransferase activity.
UGACAUCCGACGCAACUUCAUUUCGCAGCCAUCUUCUGAAUUCUCGCUUGGAUAUUGAUCGGAAACUUCAAGAAAUAGCAAUGCAAAAACUGCUGGCGAAAUAUCAAGCAAGUGGGCUAUAUCCUUUAUAAGAUCAGAUAUUGCGAAAUCGGGUGAAAGCUGCAGGCUGUCAGGAGGGGUAGGACGAAGACGGAGAUGGAGUGAGCGAAAGGACGGGUAAAGGAGGGUCGCAUGGUCCGCGGCGUGCACAUUUCACGGAAACGCCGCAGCCGAGAACUUCCGGCCCGCGAAACAUGGCGGCUCCCUGGAUGGAGAAGUUAUCGGAAUCGCUGGGCUCCUCAGAACCGGCGGUCAGGUUGAUCCUGUCCGUCCUAAUCGGUUACCCAUUUGCCCUGAUAUACCGGAGAUGCUUCUUCCGCCGCCGCCCCUUCGCUGUCCACCUGUUCCACACGCUGUCGGGUCUCGCUCUGGCGGCCUUCAACUUCGGCUCUCAGCUUUAUCACUCCGCUGUCUGUGUUGUCGUCCAGUUCCUGUUGCUGAGGCUGAUGGGAAGGACAGUGACAGCCGUUUUGAGCAGCUUUCUAUUUCAGAUGACUUACCUCCUGUGUGGAUAUUACUACACAGCGACAGAUCAGUAUGAUAUCAAAUGGACCAUGCCCCACUGUGUGCUCACACUCAAGCUUAUCGGUUUAUCAUUCGAUUACUAUGACGGUGGGAAAGAACGAUCUCAGCUCAGCGCAGAGCAGCAGAGCUCCGCCCUGCCUGCCGUCCCAUCUCUCCUGGAGGUCUGUGGCUUCUCCUACUUUUACGGUGGCUUCCUAGUGGGUCCGCAGUUCACACUUCGCAGCUACCAGAGGCUGGUCUCCGGGGAGCUGACUGACUGUCCUGGACAGCCACCCAGCAGUGUGCUUCCGGCCACGAAGCGUUUCUUCUUGGGUCUCGUCUGCCUGACGAUUUUCACUGUGGGAGGUCCCUACUUCCCAGACAGCUACUUCCUCACGGAGGAGUAUGAGGCUCAGCCCUUCUGGUUCCGCUGUGUGUACAUGCUGUUUUGGGCUAAAAUCACCCUGUACAAAUACGUCAGCUGCUGGGUUAUUGCUGAAGGAGUGUGUAUCCUCAGUGGGCUGGGCUACAAUGGAAAAGAUGAGAAGGGCGUGCACCAAUGGGAUGCCUGUGCCAACAUGAGGGUGUGGCACUACGAGACCACGCCCCUCUUCACUGGCACUAUCGCCUCAUUCAACAUCAACACCAAUGCAUGGGUGGCCAGGCAUGUUUUCAAGCGGUUAAAGUUCCUGGGUAACAAGAUGGCCUCCCAGCUGCUGACAUUGCUCUUUCUGGCCGUCUGGCAUGGACUCCACUCUGGCUACUUGGUCUGCUUCUCCCUGGAGUUCAUCAUCGUCAACGUGGAGCGGAAGGUCAUCACUGUGGUCAGAGACAGUCCACUGCUGAUGCGACUUGCCACCAGCCCUCUCUACCCCCUCAUCUACGGCAUCCAGCAGUUCCUGCACUGGCUCUUCAUGGCAUAUCCCCUCGUUCCCUUCUGUCUCUUCACUUACGACAAGUGGCUCAAGGUGUAUUCGUCUGUCUAUUUCUGUGGUCAUGUCUUCUUCUUCACCAUCUAUCUCAUCCUGCCAUCCCUCCGCAAGGGCUUGGUGCCUCGGAAAGCCGAGGAUGUGAAAAAAGAUGCAUAGAUAUAAAGGUCUCAAGUUUGGACUUUUGGUCUGAGUUCACCUGAAGGGAACUGUGACUUUUAAAGAUGAAAAGAUCAGAACAUAUUUUAAUGCCUUUAGUAAUAUUUAUGUGUACAAAUUUUGUUUCUAUAUAUUUUGUUUUGGGUGGAUGAGAAUGGGAGAAGUGAUUAAAUGAGGGGCAGAUUUUUUUUUUUGCGUGGGGGGGGGGGCAAGAAGUUGUCAUUUAAGUGUCCAUUGUUCCACUUUAUAACUAUAAAUCCAUCGAGUUUAGUGAGGGGGAGGUUUACUAAAAUGCAGAUCCUGAAUGUCAAUUAAAGAGGUUUACUGAAAUGCUGAGGCUGAAAGUUGUGUUGACAGGGGCGCAUGUGAUUUACAGAUUAAUGCUGUUUUUUGUUGUUGUUUUUUUUAAGUUAACCUCGGGUUCGUUCGGGUUAAGUAAAACCCAAGGAGGCUCUCACCCGAUGCACAAUACAGUUGGUUUCUACGAGUUCAAAAAAAAAGUAUGUGUGGGAAAAUUGACGCUGACGUCAAAGACCAUGCAGAUGAAGCCGUUCGCGAAAUUACUGCCGAAAACACUACAGCACGCUGCACUGUAUUACAGUAUACAUGUGAUUUAAAAAAUGCCUUGAAUAUUAUAAAUGAAUGUUUUAACGGUUAUGGUGGUUGAAAUGCUUUGGAAGUUCGGUUCGGUACUGUUUCUGUCUGUCCUCAUUUUCUCGGCCUUCUAGUUCUUUGCCUUCCCUCCCUCCGUUAAUCUCCUUUGGGCUGCCUAUGAUUGAACGAGAAAUACGGGAAAGGAAAAAACACCACAUUGUUAUCGAAUGGAAGUAUAAUAGUGCCAUCCAUCCAUAACUAGUGAGCUGGGACCCCUCUUACCUAUAUGCUCAAAAGGUGGAGGACUGUAACUCACUGUAACGAUGAUAGUAUUUUGAUAAUAUUUAUAUACUUGUGGUGAUUAUUGAUGUGUUGAUUAUUAUUCUGGAGAACUACUUUUGCCUUACUGCUACCAAAAUGUAUAAAGAACACCGUUUUAAACAGACUUUUGUAAUGUUCAUUAAAAUGCUGGAUUUUUAAAAUCGA